This is a messenger RNA of Thalassophryne amazonica, 3867 nucleotides long. It is a transcript of the gene rbm26, whose product is annotated as RNA binding motif protein 26. Gene Ontology annotation, biological process: mRNA processing. Bases 362 to 3406 code for a protein of 1014 amino acids. Lineage: Eukaryota; Metazoa; Chordata; Actinopteri; Batrachoidiformes; Batrachoididae. Gene Ontology annotation, cellular component: nucleus. The record is from RefSeq and is a predicted model, not a curated record. The transcript is spliced from 22 exons. Gene Ontology annotation, molecular function: RNA binding; metal ion binding.
AUAAAAUGGCAAACUGCUAGUUUGCUGUGCAUCACACGCGUUGUUGACGAUCUAAUACUUGGUGUAGCAUCACUGUUGGAUGCUUCGAAAAUUUAGAAAUAAGUAUCAAUUGCAGCCUUCAGAAUUUAAGGCAUUAAUGCUGAGCAAGUAGACUGAAAUUCUCUGUGUUCAUAAACACUACUUGAGAGUCAGGCGUGCUUUUAGCACGUUGGGGCCUUUAAAUGUUUGCUAAUUUAGUUAGCAUCUGGCGCGUCGUCUAGCAGCUUAGCUACACAAAACAUCUGAAGCGGUUAACUGUCAUUUAAGAAAUAAGUCACAUUUAUAUCUGGCCGUGCUGGAGGGAAGGUGGAAAGGAUCUAAAAUGAUCAUCGAAAACCUCGAUGUUUUGAAAACAUGGCUUUCUGAAACCCUGGAGCCGAUCUGUGAGGCAGACCCAUCUGCCCUCGCCAAGUAUGUUGUUGCUUUAGUCAAGAAAGACAAAAGCGAGAAGGAACUUAAGGCCCUGUGUAUAGAUCAGUUGGAUGUAUUUCUUCAGAAAGAGACCCAGCCAUUUGUGGAUAAGUUGUUUGAAGCGAUUAACAACAAAAGCUACCUCCCACAGCUGGAACAGCCAGCACCUUUGGUCAAAGUUGAGAAAGAUGAGCAGAAAAAAGACGAGGUUAAUCGGGAAGAGGAAAGAGAGAAGAAGUUUUCUCGAAGAGUGACUCACAGUCCUCCACAAACAAGCUCCCGCUACAUCAGAGAUAGCAGGAGGGGAGAUGAUCGGAAAAGGGAUGAUCGCUCAAGAAAGCGGGAUUAUGACCGCAACCCAAGGAGAGACUUGUAUCGUGACCGCUACAAUCGCAGGAGAGGCCGCAGUCGCAGUUACACUCGUAGCCGCAGCCGUAGCUGGAGCAAAGACCGUAUCAGAGACCGAGACAGAGACAGAGAGAGGGAUAGAGACAGGGAUAGAGAUCGAGAUCGUAGCAGGAGCCGGACCCACAGCAGAUCUCGGUCUCGGAGCAGGAGUAGAGAUCGCGAUUCAGGGAAGUUAAAGUAUGAUCAUGAUCGAGUGGACCGAUCGGACAGUGGGGACAACUACACUUUAACAGCCCUUGCCUCCUCUGCAGCCACUUCACACUUCCCUGUGCCAGCACUAAGCAGCACGAUCACUGUCAUUGCCCCCACACAUCUUCACACUAACACAACCACCGAGAGUUGGUCAGGCUUUCACCCGGAGGCCCCAGUGGCUCGAGGCCCUUUUAAUAGAGGUCCACCCCCCCAACAGAGGAAACGAUGCCGUGACUAUGAUGAGAAGGGCUUCUGCAUGCGAGGGGACAUGUGUCCUUUUGACCAUGGAAGUGACCCAGUUGUGGUAGAGGAUGUCAAUCUGCCCAAUAUGCUGCCUUUCCAACCUCCACCGAUGCCAGGUGUGGAACCACAACCUCCUCCAGGGCUCCCACCUCCGCCACCACUCCUUAACCCUCCACCUGUUAACCUGCAGCCCCCUGUGCCCCCACCAGGCACACUCCCACCCAGCCUUCCGCCUGUUGCAGGUCCCCCACCUCCUCUUCCUCCAUUGCAAGCAUCAGGCAUGGAUGCUCCUCCCAAUUCCAUCACAAGUUCAGUACCCACCAUUGUCACCUCUGGGAUGCGCGCUUCGCUUCCACAGGCCCCUGCACCACUCUUCACCUCCGAAAAUUUUGAGACAGAUGUGUACAAUCCUGAAGCUCCCAGCAUCACCAAUACUGCCAGGCCUAUGUACCGCCACCGGGUCAAUGCGCGGAGACCAAACUUAAUUGGGCUGACAAUGGGGGAAGUGGAUCAACCACAGAGAGACAAAAUCCCAAAUAACAGUAUGAGAAUUGUUAUGGAAUCUGACUCGAGGAAGAGACCACAUCUUCCCCAUGAUGGAAGCAUCCCCGCCAGGAAACCCUGGUUUGACAAGUCCAACUUUAACAAACCCAGCCACCAGGGUUACCACAAGAAAACCCUGUUCAACUCCCUUAACACCAAGCUUCUGGUUCGGCAAAUUCCUCCAGAACUCAACAACAUCAGCAAGCUGAAUGAUCAUUUUAGCAAGUUUGGCACAAUAGUCAAUCUGCAGGUUGCCUACCGGAAUGACCCAGAGGCGGCAUUUGUCCAGUUUGCUAGUCCAGAUGAGGCCAAGUGGGCAAUGCAAAGCACUGAAGCAGUUCUCAACAACCGCUUCAUCAAGGUUCUCUGGUUUCAUGAGGGUGAAGGUGAUGGGAAGGUUCAGGGUAAAAACCAGGCUCUGUCACAGCAACAGUCUGAGCUGCAACCAGUCAUGCAGCCUUCAACCACAUCUCUAAAACAGUCUGUCAAAGAUCGCCUUGGACCGCUGCUCACUCAGAGCUCUGAGUCCUCCCAAGAAUCCUGCAUAGCCUCUCAGAAUGCUACCAAAGGCUCAGUGAAGGAUCGUUUGGGUUUCUCUGGAAAUCCAACGAUUGUGUCAGUUGAGAAGGUGUUUUCAACCUCUGGGGGCCUCACAAAGACUUUAUAUAAUCCAGCCGCCUUGAAAGCAGUCCAGAAAACUACAGAAGAAGCCUUGAAGAAGAAACAGGAAGCCCUUCGAUUACAGCAUGAUGUCAGAAAGAAAAAACAAGAAAUACUGGAGAAGAAUAUUGAGACCCAGAAGCUGUUGAUAUCCAAACUUGAGAGGAACAAAUCAAUGAAAGCAGAAGAUAAAGCCAAGAUCAUGGAAACUUUGGACACAUUAACGAAGGGCAUCACAAAACUACAAGAGGAAAUAAAGGGAAUCUCAAGAGACAACAACCCACUACGCACAACCAAGAGCAAGGCGCAGGCACAGAAGGAACUGCUGGAUGUGGAACUGGACCUCUACAAGAAAACACAAGCUGGGGAAGACACUGCUUUGCUGAAGAUUAAGUUUACUCAACUGCAGAUUGAGGCGGCUAAACGAGGACUUCUGACACCAAGACGAGGCAGGGGUGUCAGUAUGCGAGGCCGUGGUGCCCUCAGGGCACGGGGAAGGGGCUCCAGGGGGCGAGGAAGAGGCAUGCCGCUCCAUGCAGUUGUGGACCAUCGACCACGAGCGCUAGAGAUUUCCGGUUUCACUGAGGCAGACAGUGUGGACCUUCUUCCACACUUUGCUCAAUUUGGCGAAAUAGAAGAUUGCCAGAUUGAUGAGCACAGACGGUGUGCAGUCAUCACUUACAGGACCCGACCUGAGGCAGAACAGGCAGCCCUUCGUGGAGUGAGGUUGAACAACCAGAGUUUACGUUUGGCUUGGCACAAGCCCCCCACGACUGUUAAUACUGCAGAUGCUGAUGAGGCAGAACCAGAGGAAGAAGAGUUCCCAGAAGAGUCGCUGAGUGAUGAUGCACUUCUGCAGGAUGAUGACGAGGAAGAAGACGACAAUGAGCCUCGUCCAUGGCGCAGAUGAAAACCAUUCACUGUCCUUCCUCGAACGAAGUUAAGACAGCAACUUUGCAAGAUUUGAGUGCAAAUUUAUAACCUGAGGCACAUAUUCCUUGUCACAUAUGUGAGUUUCAUUAUUAUUUUAAUGUGCAUACUAGAUUUAAAAAAAUUGUGGUAUUUUUUUAUGCUCUUAAAAUGUAGGCUUCUUGUUUUGGUUGGAUAAUAAAACAAAACAAUUGUCUGGACAUUUGCCAGCUGAUUAAUAGUAAUGGAAUUUUUUAAGUUAAUUGAAAGAUAUUGUAGCUUUUGCAGAAUAGUCUUAAGUUCACUGGUUAAAUGUUAAUGUGUAAAUAUUUCAUGUCUGGCUUUUAAUGAUUUGUAUAAAAGCAUGGCUUCUCAGUUUUUGGCUUUACUUUCAAUUGUGUAAAAAUAAAGAAUUGAAAUGGUCUUGCAGAAUACUGGAAAAAGAAAAGUUGCUUGCCACUU